Messenger RNA from Penicillium pulvis, 813 nucleotides. Its product is annotated as cytochrome P450. The transcript has 4 exons. Gene Ontology annotation, molecular function: oxidoreductase activity, acting on paired donors, with incorporation or reduction of molecular oxygen; heme binding; monooxygenase activity. NCBI's taxonomy places the organism in Eukaryota, Fungi, Ascomycota, Eurotiomycetes, Eurotiales, Aspergillaceae. The record is from RefSeq and is a predicted model, not a curated record. The coding region runs from base 1 to 813 and encodes 270 amino acids.
AUGAAGAAGAAGGUUUCUGAUAUUUGGCACGAACAAAGCGCCUCUACCGCAAAAGAGAAUGACACUAUCAAACAUCGGUCUACCAUAUUUCAUGAACUCUUCCAUGCUGACAUCCCGGAUUCUGAGAAAAGCCCCAAUCGAAUGUGGCAAGAGGGUCAGAUAGUGAUUGGAGCAGGCACUGAAACAACAGCUUGGACUCUUACGGCAACGAUGUUCUUCAUAUUGAAUAAUCCAGAGGUAUUGGCAAAGCUGACCGAGGAACUGGAAAAAGCCAUUCCGGCCUGCUAUGACCAACCUUCAUGUCGUGUAUUGGAGGGACUACCCGUAUACAAUGCGGUAAUUCAAGAAGGAUUGCGGCUGUCGCACGGAGUUGCUACUCGCCUUCAACGAAUCAAUCCACAGGGCCCCUUAACAUUUCGACAAAGUUUCGCGGAUUCUCCAAAGGAAGAGAAGAUCUGGACAAUCCCCACUGGAACUCCAGUCGGUAUGACUGCGGUUGUAGUUCAUCUUAACGAGGAGUUGUUCCCCGAACCACUGGAAUUUCGACCCAAACGUUGGCUUGACGAGGAUGGUAAACGCGAUCCGCGUCUUGAAAAAUACAUAAUGUCGUUCUCGAAAGGUAGUCGACAGUGUAUUGGCAUUAAUCUAGCAUUCUCUGAGUUGUAUAUGGGAGUUGGGAUUUUGGUACGAAGACUAGGAGGCAGACUGCGGCUUUUCGAAACAGAUCGAACAGAUGUCGAUAUGGUUGAAGAUUGCUUCGUACCAGUACCCAAAAGAGACUCAAAAGGUGUUCGCGUAAGACUAAGUAAGUAA